Molecule: messenger RNA, 11969 nt
Organism: Ruditapes philippinarum (Manila clam)
Lineage: Eukaryota; Metazoa; Mollusca; Bivalvia; Venerida; Veneridae
Exons: 2
Coding region: 905-7600 (2231 amino acids)
Source: RefSeq, a predicted model, not a curated record
UGUUUGGUAAUUUAUUAUACAGUACUGAUCGAAUAGCUAUUAAUGAAGAUGAUGAAUAUUUACAAUAUACAUAUGUCAACUUAAAAAUCAAUGCAAUGUAUUCGAUCACGUUUAAUUAUUAACCUAUAUGCUUAUAUUUCAUUUUUUUUUUCCAAUAUUUAUUUUUUUAUGUAUUGUAAACUUAUAUUUAUUUAUAAACGUUUCAGUUGCGAGAGUUCGAAUCGUGCCGUGGUUUCAUUUAAUCUUUAAAGGGUCCAUUUAUUGUCGUAAACCUAGGAUGUCGUAAAUUAAAAUGCGGUUUUAACUGACAUUGACCUUAAAAUCGAUAUCGCGUUUCGCCUUAAUUACACGGCUAAUCGCCGCAUGUAUGCGUUUUAACAUGUUAUUAUUGAAUUAAACAGUCAUAACUCUUCUGCUCGAUAGAAAUAAACUGCUAAAAUACAAAUUGUCGCCUUUUGUAAGAUGAUAAAGAACACAAACAUUAUUAUUGUGGCUUGAUAACGAUUUGUUUACCCUCCGGUGACAGUUUGCACUGCUAUAUUUAACUUCUAAAACACGUGACAAGAUCGGUAUUUCUUAUUGGGUCAAUGGAUGGAGGCCAUAUUUGUUAUACAUGUCUACCAUGACGUUUUACGGGAAUUUCGUGUUUCGGUAUAUGGCAGGCUGGAGGCAGUUCAACUUUCUCUGAGGAUAAUGUAAUAUUCGUCAGGAAAAUGGAGUAUACUGGAUUUAAUAAUACUUAGUAAAAGGAUAAGUGAAUUGAUUGAUAAGCUCUUGGGAUCAGGUUAAUAAGUAAAGUGAUGUGAAAUAUGAAGAUAAAUUAAGUGUCAGGUGUUUUCUUGUUAAUGUUGACAUUACGCUGUGUUAAAGUUUAAUGAAAUAGAUCAAUUCAUCAUACAUCGCCAUGGAUAGAUUACCAUCAUCAGCCGGCGGUGCUCCGGACGGGGCAUUUGAACGGUUCUUGACGGCAGCUAUCGCCACUAUAAUCACCAUAAUGUUUUCAUGGAGGCUUUUGGCUGAAGAGGAGGAGGCCUCAGGUGCAGCCGGGUUCGGUUCUAGUCCACACAAAUCAUUGCAAUAUUCUGUAGAUAAAAAAUCCACUUUUCAUAAUAAAUCACCAGAUAGGGCAAAAUUGACCAAACCACGACUGGGAGAGUUACGAGGUAUCGAUCUGAGCAUUGAUGAAGGGAGUGUCUUAAAUUCAAGGUUAGCAGACGAUCAACAAGUUGUACUCGAGGACGUUGUAUACGAUCGCCAUAACCCCGUGCAAGAACGCUUGCCUGAGGCUGUGCCAGUAGCAGACGACAGUUUGUCCUCCAUUUCUAGUGCAGACGACAGUUUGACAGUCGACACACUGACCACAUGGGACGAAUAUAAAUGGGAGGAAGAAACUGGUGAUGAAAAUCCCUGUGUUAUUAAAACUAGAAGGACUGUAAGAGACUUUGUUUCAAAUCCUAAUAGGGCAUUAAAUUUACAAGUAAACAAUGAUUCCCAUGAUACUAAUUCUCUAUCUUUUGGUUCCAGUCCGAGCAGUAAUUCUUCAUUAAGUCCGAAUGUUCCAUUUUCACAAAGGUUUGCAAACUUUGAAUAUAAAGAUACGGGUGGGGAUAGUGGCUAUAUAGACUUAUAUCCUGACGUUGAAAGUGACGAUGAUACAGAUUCUAGCGAUGACGAGCACGUGUAUGAAAUCCAAGUGUCCGAUUCGGAUUCGGAUUCUGAAGAAAGAGGCGGGGCAUUUUAUGGGGUAACGUCGCUAGAUACAAUCAUGGAGGAGUGCGAAAAUGAAGCAAGUGACCGGGGGGAGGAGGGCCUUGACCCUUAUGCACGUGGGGAGGGUGGUCUUUCAGUAGAGGGUGAUAGUCAAACCUCUGCUGUAGGUAAUGAUAAAACAUUGAAAUCUUGUGAUAUAUCAGAAAUAAAUCAACAUUCGGAGUUUACCGGUAGCAAUAAUGCAAGCGUAAAAGAUACAAACUUGAUAACAUCGGGAUCUUCACAAAAUGAAGUAAAUAAUGACCAUAAAACUGAUCAAAUUACCGAGUCAGGAAUGUUACUUAACAAAAUUGAAAUAAAUGCAAUGUGUCAGCCUCAACAUAGUCAAACGCCACUGAAGCGAAAUGAAGCAGACGAUGUUAAAAGCAAUUUUCCGCUUGAUGAUUCAAAAAGCAAGGAUGCAAACUUAAAUGAGCAGCAUGUUCUUGAGUCGAAAGUAGCACCCUCUGAUACGGUAUGUGACUUGAAUAUUAAUGAGGGGGCGGCUUUAAAUAGCGGUAAGAUCAACAGUAAUGUCAACCUGGGGUCAAAUGUGAAAAACACAAACGAUGAAUUAUGUGAAGUAAAUGAUGAGAUUUAUAAUGCUGAAUUAAGUAGCCAGUUAAGUAAAACGCCAGAAACUAUGAAAGAAAAUCUUCAUUUAAAAUCGGCAGAGGAUGAUUAUAAAAUUUCUGAGAUUUCAGACGACGAUUUACCGCCGUCACCUAUUCGUACAUGCGCAUUAGACAAUUUAACAGAGGAACCAUUCUCAGACACCGAGUCUUGCAGCAGUGAAUCAGUCAUAACGGUGUUAAGCGUAAAAUCAAAUGAUAGUGAUAGUUACAUCGAUCGAAAUAAUAACGCAAAUAAUUCCCUAAGUAACUUACCGGUCAUUAACGUUGACAGGGCCUCGGGCGAAUGUAUGUCGUCUGAUCUCAGUGGACAGACGACAGAGGGACUUGGAAAAUACGAAAGUUACUCUCUCGUAAGUGGUUUUCUAAAUGACAGUCUAAACAGUUUACUUAGUGCAAAUACCGGAAGUAAUGAAAAUGAGAGUGAUGCCGAUAGCAGUUCUGGGAAAGAGAUUCUAGAACAAGAAAGCGAGAAUCAAUCAGAAAAUUUUAAUAUGAAUGGUAAAGCUGCAAGUGAUGACUCAUGCAUAUCAUCAGCUGAAUCUUUGCCUGCGGUUGAUGAAAUGACCCAAAUAAAUGCACACAUUUCAGAGAACGGCCAUAUUGACUCUACAGACUCCCUUAAUGCACAUAAUGAUGAAAUCAUACAUGAACACCCCUCUGAACAAACCGUAAGUGAUACUGACAGGCAUUUUGAUUCAGACAAUUCAUCAGAUAGCUCCGACCCCCCGCUACGUGAAUACGACCCUGACGACGAUGAUUUGGCAGCGUUUCAAUUCAAUCUUGACAGCGAUGAUGAUUCCUUCUUUUUAGUAAUUGCUGAUGAGUCAAAUGAAGAUGACGAUGAAGGUAAACUAAGGAACUUUGAAACAUUCACGAACUUGAACUCUGUCGGAUUAUCUCCAGAAUAUGGCGAUGCAGUAAUCUCCCAUACAUUACCAGACGAUGCCAGGGGAUUUAAAUUUUCACACACAGAAGAUAUAAGCACGCAAUUUAAAAAACGAUCAUACGUCACAGAUAGAAACAAUUUGUCAGAUUCGGAUACUCGCAGUGACGGGCCUCUUUCUCCGAUAACUUCUGAAGACGAAGAAAGUAAAUCUGAAGAAAAAAUAGAAAAACCAAUAUCUUUGUCAAUCAAUCAAGACCAUUAUUCUCCGCCAUCAAAAUUGCCAAAUCUCUCUAGUUAUGCUGACGCAGAAAAAUCGAUCGCAAAAACAGGCAUUGAAAGUGAAAAUGAAAGUAAACAGACAAACACUGUUGGUGAAAUUGACUUUAAAAAGUAUAUUAUUCAAUCAGAACUAAGUCCGAUAUCUGAACAUGUUCCGUUUCCUGAGCAAGAUAUAUCAUCUUUUAAUAAAGAUCCAAACGCGAUCGAUAAAGAUUAUUUGAUACAAGAUCUUGAUCAGAAAUUUGUAAUCGAUAGAGAUGGUGAUAAAACGGGUAGUUUAAGUGUGAAAGAAAUGAAUAAUUUACAACAUCCCGAAGGACUUGGUGAAACACUUAGCAGCUUGACAGAAAAAAUUGAAUACUUGACCAGAAAAAGUGCAGAAAAAGCCGCGGAUUUAAGUGACGUAAAUUCAGAAAAUACUGACAAUAACGACAGACUUGCAGAUGAUACUGGAUUAAGUAAACAUCAUGGAUUAGACAAUAAAGGUCAACAAAAUAUUAAAAAUAAUGUUGAUUCAGUAAAUGAAAGUUUGAAAGAAAAUCGACUGGAAACUUCUAUAGAUGACGAACUUGAUGAUGAAAGUUUAUCAAAAACAAAACAUCGCACAGAUAAUGAUGCAAAGAUAGGUAAACGAGUGAAAAAAGAGACUAAUAUUGAUAAUAUAUUUGAAAGUGAGUCUGUCAAUGAUUUAAAAACUAGGUCAAAUUCAAGUAUUGAGACAAAUAUUGAUGAUGUUUUAAGUGAAAUUAAUGAAGAUAAUAAAGACAUUAGAAAACCAGCAAGAAAAUCAAGUCGUAGGACAAUAACACCAUCUAAAUCACACAUAGAAACAAACAUUGAUGAUAUAUUUGAGAAACAAGUAACAGUGACAUCACAUAUUCCCGUUCAUUCUACACCAUUGAAAGAAGAGUGGACGUCAAGACGUGAAACUAAUAUUGAUGAUAUUAUUGACAGUGUAGGUGUAGAUAGUCAAAAACAGAAAAGAGCAAAACAGAAAUCGAACCUUGAAACGUCUGUUGAUGACUUAUUGAAUGAUUUAAAUUCUGUUAAUAUAAAUGAGACAGGGACUAUUAAUGAUAAUGACCAAAAAAACAGUUCAUUAGAAAGUGAUGACUUUAAGCAAAAUAAUAGCCUUUCUUAUGAAACGUUUGUAGACAAUUUAUUUGAAAGCGAUUUGCCUCGAAAUUCUAGUCAAAGUAAUACGCAUGCGCGUCCAGUUGGGAGUGUUCUUACCUCAGAAAGUGCAAUAAAAGUAGAUAAGUCUAGAGACCUACAGUUGUCAGCUGACCACCCUGAAGGUGUUCAACCGGAAAAUAUUUCCGAUCAAUUUAAAUCUGAAAAAGACAAUAGUUUGACAUUGAGCAUAGGGGAUAGAAUUCAUAAAUCUAAUGAUCCGAGGCAAACGGACAAUGUACAUGAUAGAGAGAUUUUGAACAGCGAUAACAAUAUAGAUAAUUGUUCAGAUAAGAUUUAUAAAGAUACAAAAGAAUUUCAGGACAAAACAACACCGCCUCAGCAUAAAAUCGGACCCAAUUAUCGAAAAAUCUAUGAAGAACCUGAAAAAUCCAAUACUAACGAUCAAAAAUAUAAAGAUAAAGCAGAUAAGAACGUUACUUAUAAUAAAAGUGUAGAAAAUAAUGAUCAGCAAAAUGUCGGAUUUUGUAACAAUGCUACUGAAAGUAUAGAAUCAAUUUUGUCACCAAAUAACAUUGUAAAAGACAAUAGUACACCAUUACAAAACAAUUUAAAAGCUAGUCAAUUGGAUUUUAAAGAUCAGAAUGUCAGUGAUUCGUUGCCAAAAUCAGAAAAUUUAAAUAAUGUCAAACAAAAUACGCAAGUUGGACAUUCUCCAGGCAUAGAUGAUAGAUAUAAUUACAAACGCAGUGACAUUUCUUCAUUAGAAGAGCCGAGUAGCACAAGCUUGCCGAAUAAAACUGAAUAUAUUUCAAAACUUGGAAUACAAAUUGACGAUAGCUUGUUAAAAAGUGAAGAGGAGUGUGACAUAAAUGACGUGGAAUUGAAAAUUAUUGAACAUACAGAUAAUGUGAAAUUAGAGAAUGAUAAUUAUAAAGAUGAGCAAUUAGAUUCUAUUGGGUCUUGUUCCCUAGUUUCGGAUGAUGACUCUUUAAACAGUUUAGAAGAAAGUUUUCACAGUCUACAAGAUACAUACAAUGCUGCCCGAAUAAGAGGAUUGAGUGACUCGGAAGUGACGUCACGUGUCGUCCGGUCACCGGCGACUAAACCUUCCGAUCUUCUAUCUAGAUCAAAGGAAUUGAAAGGAGUGAAACGGAAAGUUUUUAAGCAUAAUUUAAAGAAAUACACAUCUAUCCUGCAACAACCGGUUACAAAUGAACGAGUGAAUAUCACGUUUGAAUCUCAACACAAGAAACCGUCUAUUUCAAGAUUGAAAGUAUUGAAAUCGCGGGAAAGGUUUCUAAGUGCUGAAAAUCUAUCAAACGGAAGUUUUGAAGAUAAGUUCUUACAGCAUAGAACAUCUUUAGCCUCUACUCCAAGGAAAUACUUGAAACGUCACGAAAUUCAUCAGCAAUCUACAGAAAGUUUGCCAUCAGACAUGGCGUCUUGGAAUAUGACCUACGGAAGUAAUACAAGCAUGGAUAAUUACCAUUCCCUCCCGUCACCCCGUCAUAUUGAAGAGCUUUACGGUUCGCGAUAUAGCAGUGCAAACUCAUCUUACGAAAAAGCCGAUUACGAUAAAUUGCAUGCAAAUUGUAUGUUUUCCCAUCAUAAACGCGAAGAAAUCCGUCAUACGAAAGAAUCUCUCGAAAAUAUGUUUGAGCAGCUUUUACGGUACGGAUCGAUAUCGUCUCUCGCAACUGAAACGGAUAUUGACGCCGACGUCACUGAUGACGUCAACGCACAUGGACAGUCCUUACAAGAUCCUUAUUAUCUUUCGUUUCAGUAUCCUCUGGAAAGGGCUGCAAGCAUGAGUGCGAUUACAGGACCAAGUGAGAGUCACCGGUUGCCUAGGAAACCUGGUAAAGGACGGUUUGCAAAUAGAAAGGUUCCAAAGUCUAAAAGUUUACAAACUUUAGAAACUAAUUUAGAUGACGUGUUUGACGAUACAGCACAGCCUGGGCAACUGUCUAGAACCCCGUCAGAACACGAACUUCGAGUUUCUAAAUCACUUUCGAAAUUAAAUGUCCCAGACUGGUUUAGAAAGUCGUCAUUUUCGCGAAGUGGCAGUACUCAAAGUUUGUUUACAUAUGCCAGGACUGGUUCGACUUCCACUGUAGGGUCGACUGCCUAUCCUCCCUCUUUGACCACCUCCCCUUCGCCGUCCGUAACCCCCCAGUCUAAUACAGUUAUCAUCCAAAAGCGCGUUACCCCAACUAGUUCUAUCUCCCCAGCAGCACGGCUUCUCCGUGCCCCGUUGUUGCCGACUACGCCGGAGAAAGCGCCUAUUCAUAACACUCCUCAGUUACCUAGCGAUAUAUUUAGGAAAAAAGAAAAGAAAGACAAUCUUAAGCCUAUAGCAAUUGUACCGUUCGCAAAACUUCGCGAAAUGUUUGAAAAGAAAGCGCAAAAUGACGCCAAAAGUAAGGCAUCUAGUCCAUCGGACGGUAAAUCUCCUGUCACAAGUCCCACAAAGGAGAAACCUUCAUCCAACGUAAGAUUUGACCCCCCUACGCCUACAAAAGAAACUGUUACAGACAGAUUUAGUGAUGACAAACCUGUUCAGAAUAAUAGGACUAUAUCCCCACCCCCACCUGUUCCAGAACGCAAACCUAUAUUAACCGAUCAUAGUGUGAAACAUAGUGAAACUAGUGCGCAUGCGCCAAGACGGACACAAGUUCAUUUCUCGGAUGAAAAUCAUGUGAGUAGAUCCCAAGAGCAAAAUACAAACACUUUACGCCAAAAUGGCAGUGCUUCGAACACAAGUUCGAGCACCAGUUCUCGUACCGUUAAAAAGCCUCAGAGCCUAAGAGCCUCCCUGCCUCAGUUUAGAUUUAGGAGACCUGGCCGUUUUGCUUCUCCGGCAGCGGCCUCAAGUGACACGAGUUCUCAGAAUAAAAAAGAAACGACGGUAUAGCAGCAUUUUGGAGAAUGGUUUUGCUGAACAGCUUAACGAGUUGCAAGAUAGAACCUUCAGCUUUCCCGUAAUGGCCUUGGGCAGACAUUCCAACCAAAAUGGCGACCUGGCGAUGGACGGGUCUCCGGAUCUUCAUGUGAUUCUCACAAACGCUCAUGCUGACAAUGUAUCGAAUGGUUAUCUCGAAAACAAGCUUCGCGGUGACGCAUCAGUUGAUGAAAUAUUAGACGGGUUGCUUCUUUUGGAUGGUCAUCGAACUGGCAGAAUGAGAAUUGACGAAAAUGGGCGAAUAGUUCCGAGAACACCCGAUGAUUUUGUCUUUUCCCCAGAUACCCCUCCUGGACUGUCUCUUAAUCUUAGUGCGCGUGAGUAUAAUUCUAGUGUUUGUGAAAAUGGAAACGAAGUUAGUGAUGAAAAUGCGGAAUAUAAUCUAGUAAAAUGUGAAUACACGUCGUGUAAACGCGAAACGAAUCUUAAAGAAGCCAAACAAUUCUUUAAGACAUGCCACAGUUGUUUCUCGUAUUACUGUAGUCGGAAUUGUAGAAAACUUCAUUGGGAGUCGCACAAACGCGUGUGUAUUUAUAGUCGAAUUAAUAGUGCGUGUAAACAUGUGAUUAAAUACAUUAACAAACAACCUCAUCUUCAGUAUCAAUGCUCUAGGAUAGCUCGUCGUGGCUACUUAUCACAAGGUCGUGGUUGUGUUGUGUUCGCAUUUCCGGACAUCAGUUCUUCGGAAGAUUUCUUGAUUUACGGUAUUGAGAGUUUAUGGGUACCUCCUGUGUACAUAUGCUUGAAAGAGCUACCGCACGCGAAAAUGUUAGGUUCAAAGCUUGGAAUACUUACUGAAACGUGCAAACAAUACAAUCCGGAACUUAAAUAUGUGAUACAUGUGGCAAUUGUGAUACCGCCAAAGCUUCCCGUGAAGCCCAUGCCGCGUAGAAUGGAGUCUAUUAUUCAGAAAUGUGCCAAACUGAGAUUGAGCCCGGCUCACAUGCAUCCAAAACAGGAGGAUACUGACAGUCCGUCCACAUUGAUUUUAACUGCUGUUCCCGGGAAUCAGCACGCGAAUGAAUCAGACGACAGAAAAACGCGGGAACUGUGCUUUGUGAACAUUCAGCGUAAAUUAAGAAAUCGUGGUGUGAGCUUGAGGCAUCAGUUUCCGGAUAUAUACAACAAACUCAUUGAUUUUGUGUCUGAUGCAAAGCAUUUCAGUCCUUUGAUAAUUUAUCCAACGGACAAUCGAACCGGAAGAAGAUUUAUGUGCGUGAUCAUGCCAGAAGCGGAACCGGAAAUAGAAUGGAUCAGAGACCCGGAUUUGUUUCACGAACUAGAUGUCUUCGAUGACGAAGGCCCGGACAUGAGUACACCAAACACGUCCAUACUCCAUCAACCGGAAAUAAUGUUAUAGAAUCGUCGUAAUUCGAUAUGUAAUUUUUUGCGACUUUGUAUUUUUAGAACUACAGUAGAAAUCUUUUUACAAGAGUAUUAAUGAUAUUUAAAUUAUUCAGAUCGUGUGUUUGUAAAUCAUUUAUAUACAAUGUAUUAGAAUAAGCAGGAUUUGUUACCAGGAGAUUGGACACACUGUUUUGUUGUUGUUUUUGUAAUAUGCAAAUAAUGCAAGUAAAUUGUUCAAACAGGAAAUUACGUCAAAACUUAAGUAAUGAAGCCGAUGGUACCGGUGCUUGCAAAAAUUGUUAAUUUUUAAGCAAUGAUUUUUAAAUUUCUUACCUAUUCUACUUGAACUCAAUUCGUUAUAUUAACAUAACGCUACUUAAAAUUAAUGAUCUUGAGACCGGAUAUUUUAACGCGACUGUUAAAGAUAUUAGUUUUAAAGGAAAUGAAUUUCACUAUUUAAUAUGUAAUUGGUAAAUAUAUAUUUUGCAUCGUUAUUCAUGUAUUUGUGAUUGUGUGACUUUUUUCACUUUUAAUUUUCUUAGUUGAAUUUAAUUUGAAAAAAUUUCAGCUGCUUUGAAAAAAAAUAAUCAAAAAGUUACAUUUUUUAGGGUGUCCAUCUCAAGCCGUAGUAACUUUUCAUCUUCCAUCCUGUAUGUACCUUUUUUUAAAAUGCAUGUCAGAUUUUCACAUACAUUUAUAACAAAAAAAACACCCAUUUUAUAUUUUCGUUUUAAGAAUUUCCAUUGUUUUGUAGCAAGAAUUGCCAGCUUAUUUGAAAACUAAGCCUAAUUUUUGUUCUUGAAAAACUAUAAAACACGUAUAUAUGGGUUAUUUGAUCACGGUAGGUAAACGUUUGUAUCAGAUAAACGCAAGGGAUAUUUAAGGUCUUAGCCCUAUAAUGGUCAAUAUUGCAAUUUUGUAAAAUUACAUGACACAACGGGAACCAGGGCAUUCUACGUUAUCGCGAAAGUGGUUACGGAAUAACCCGGAAACUGACGUUUUUACACGAAGUGUCUUGUGUAGCUCAGACGUUAAUGAUUAACGCAACGUGGUAUUGAUAUCCGGUUAAUAAACAUACAUGACGUGCUUGUCAAAUGAACGUUAAUACGUUUAGCAAUCAGCUUUGUAAUGCAAACGUUGACGUGUAACGUGUCAUUUACGCUUUGUUCUCUAGAAAAAAAUAUAUAUCUAAUCUAUGUAUUUUGUCGGGAAACAACUAUCUGACGGAAAGACUAACCGUUUUUGCAUAUUACCUUAUUAUUCGCCGUGACGUUGCUGGCGCUAUGUUCUAACUAAGUACACUAAGUGACGCUUUAUUAAAAUGUUAAAGAACGAUAUGGUAUCAAAAACCGAUUAUUAAAUGAAACAGCUAUUCACUGGACCUUUUUACGCUUGGUGCUUCUGCACUUCGCGCGAUCCUGGUUCCGCUUUCACUAAAAAAAUUAGGUCGAUCCAAUAAGAAAAAACGCCCCAAGGUUACGUUAUCCCUAUGAAAUGGUCGCGAAAUAGCGUAGAAUUCUUUUCAUAAAUAGCGUUCUGUAUUAAUGCGAGAUAAUUUUGUUACGAACGGGCGUCAGACACACAUUUUUCCGUGCAGGUUGGCUAUUAUUCGAGUUAUAAGAAAGUUCGAGUUAUCCGAAUUAAAUUAAAUAUAUACCGUGCAACUUUUGAUGUUUUUCAAGCAAGACUUCCACGUUUUGAUAUGUUUAUGACGUCAUACCGUUUUAGUCGUUUCCAAAGCUGACGGGAGACAAAUGCUACGGAUGAAAUUAUAUAUAAUGUAAAAGAAAAAUUAAAAAAAAUGCAAACAUUUUAUCUGAAAUUGUUACGACUCUCAAUAACGCUCUAACUUUUGUAUUUCAAUACAACUACAUAGCUAUCCUUUGUCAACAAUGUUGUGAUAGUUUUUCUAUCGCGUACAAAAUAUUUUUGUUUUGACAUUUUACAAAAGUUGUGAACUUAAUAUUUAUCAAAACAGGUUGUUACUAUUUAUGAAUAAGUGAUCAGGAAUUCACUUAAAUAUAAGCUUUUUUCUACAUGUUAUGCUUUUUUAUGCUUUGUAUUUAUUUUUAUACACAUUAAGGAAAAAAAUGUUGUGAAUGAACAAAAGGUUUUAUUGUCACUAUAAAAGAGCCACUUACUUUAAUGUGCAAAUAUAAUUAUCCCCAGCUUAUAUCAUUUUGAAUAUGUUACAGUUGUGUUUUGUGGGGAGGGGGAGUUUUUUUUUCAGCAUACCAAAUUCAAAUACCUAUUUGUAAUAUAUACCUGUACUUUUGUAUUUAGCUUCGACACUAUAUAAUUUUUCUAGGUCCGUUAUUAAUGCUAAACUCUGAUUAAUAAACCAUAAGCUUUAAUGGAUAAUAACUGUUUUACAUUACACUUAACUGACUAGAAUAUUAAAGAUGUCUUAUAUAAGCAAGGUCCAGUUUUGUGUUGUACUGCCUCAGUUAUUUAAUUUUUAUUUAUUUAUAGAUAUGAUUACAUUUUGUUCGACAUUCAUAUAAAUUUUCAUUUUUUUUAAUUUUUCAGUAAUAAUGCAGUAAUGUAAGGACUUUUUUUCAGUAAUGUUUUCAGUAAUUUCUCUGCAAGUCUGCUUUAAUUUUCUGUGUGCACGAAAUCAUUUGUUAAAUGUUGCAAAGUUUAGCUAAACGAUUCUUCUUUGCAAGAUAAAGUUUAAGUUAAUUGAUUGAUUGAAACUCAUUAUUAGGUAAGUUUUUAUGUAAGACUUGAAGAUAAGGUUAACAAAAGGGAAGACUAUGUUUUGUUGAUGAUGUUCAAUUAUUUAAAUGAGAUAUUUUUAUAGGAAGGGGGAGCGGGGGAAAAAGAGGGGGACAGUAACAAAAUGAAGAAGGUUGUUAUGUUAAAACAUUCAUAUCUUUAUACAUUAUACAUAUACUCCUGGUUGUUUUUUGUUUUGAUUUGUUUUAUUAUGUAAUAUUUAUUUCAUGUUGAACUAAUCGUAAAAAAAAAAACU